CCAGAUCGAAUAAGGCUGGAUAUCCAUAGAUUUGGUUUCAAUUGUGAUCAUGCUCAAUAAAAAAGGAAAAGUGAAAGAAAAAACACUAAAGCGGAUGAAACUCGGUCCCGAUACAAAACUCAACAACAUUGAGUAGAUAUAGUAUGGAUUUUCGGUAGUGACUUUGGGAAAUGGUUGAGGGGGACAACUUAGGAUUCUGUUGACAGUAUUUUGAGAAGGUUGUGAAUUGGUGAGCGAUGUUGAGGAUUGGACAAAGUAUAUCUAGUAUUGAUUUUUGGUCGCGACCAUGGCAAACAGUGGAAGAGGUCAACUCAGGAUUCCACCGACAAUGUUUCGAGUUGGGUUGCGAAAUGGUGCAAAAAGUGGAUUGUUGUUGCAAUAGGGAGCUGAAAACCUAGUAGACAAUAAUUAUUAUGGGAAACACAAUGGACAAUAGAUGUAAACCUCACGAACACCCAUGUGUUUGGGUUCAAGUUAGGAUACCCAUGUGUUUGGGUUCAAAUUUGAUCAUGCUCAACAAAAAGGAAAAAGAGAAAGAAAAAAACACUAAAGAGGAUGAAACUCGGUCCAUUUCUAAAACUCGUGGUAGCGGCCUUGGGAAACGAUGGUGGGGAACAACUUAGGAUUCCGCCGACAGUAUUUCGAGAUGGGCUUCAAAAUGGUGGGGAAAGACGAUGAUUUGUGUUCAAGUUAGGAUACCCAUGACAUUUGGGUUCAAUUGUGAUCAUGCUCAACAAAAAGGAAAAAGAGAAAGAAAAAAAAACUGAAGAGGAUGAAACUCGGUCCCGAUACAAAACUAGUGGUAACGGCCUUGGAAAACGAUGAUGGGAAACAACUUAGGAUUCCGCCGACAAUAUUUCGAGAUGGGUUGCAAAAUGGUGGGCAAAGACGAUGAUUUGUGUUCAAGUUAGGAUACCCAUGUGUUUGGGUUCAAUUGUGAUCAUGCUCAACAAAAAGAAACUCGUUCCCGAUACAAAACUCAUGGUAAUGCCCUUGGGCAACGGUGGUGGGGAACAACUUACGAUUCCGCCGACAGUAUUUCGAGAUGGGCUGCAAAAUGAUGAGCAAAGACGAUGAUUUGUGCAAGAAGCCAUAAACGAAAACCUAGCGAACAAUAACUAAACACAAAGGCGAUGAUUUGUGAAAAAUGUCAUAGAUGAAAACCUAGUGAACAAUAACUAAACACAAUGGUUGUAGAAUGGAGAGUGAGGUAAACCCGUAAAAGAAGGAUUUGGAACUUCUCCACUUGCAUUUUGAGAAAUGUGAGAGCCACUAAUGAAUAGUAACUUACAACUUUGACUUUUGUAUAUUGAUUAAUUAAUUAAUAAUUAAUAUAUUAAUGACAUGUUGUAGAUGUCUAGCAGUAUCAAGGUAACAUGGUGACCUAGUAAGUAGUAAUCGGUGGUGGUGGAGCCUUCUUAGUAGGGGUGGAAGUUUGGUUUGCGGAUUGCAGAUAAUCCGCAAACCGCACUACAUUGUGGGUAAUCAUACCCACAAUUUGUGGAAAGUAGGUUGGGUGUGGGUAGCAAAAUAUUAAUUUUUAUGGUUAGCGGUUAACUACUAUCCACAACGGUUAACCCACAAAACCCACAAUAACCACACUAAGUAUAUUUAAUAUAAUAAUUUGUAAUAUUAAAAUAUGUGUAGAAUGCUACAAAUUAAAGUAGGCUCCAAAAUCGAAUAUGUACUUAUUUUAUAAAACAAAACCAAGUCAAUACACCGUGUUCGUAUUAGAUAAUACUUAUAUUAAAUAAGCAUUGUCGACGUGGUAUGUGUUUAUUUUAUAACAAAGUCAAUAAAUUUGGUUUAUAGUUUAUUUAAUACUUUAUUAACUUUCUUUUAUAUAGGUUUUUGUUUUUGUGUAAGAAGACGUUAAUUCCAUAACUAGGGAGAGAAUUCCAUUUAUCCCUAAAAUAUUCGAAUCAAAAAGCAAAUGAGUCAUGCUGCUGAUAAAGAUGCUAUGUAUAUUUAGAUUAGAUCCCCUCCAACCCAAACUCGUUAUCAAUAUGCAUUUCCUAAAGAAAGUGAAGUAAACCGAGGAGAGGGAGGUUGACUACUUAGGAGGUUUCGAAUACCAGAUCCUUGCUCAUUCCAUGUCCUGGGCUUCUUUACUUAUUUUUAACUCAAUGUGUGUUUUUUUCGUCACUGACCGAUAGAUUUAUAAUAUACGAAUCCGAAGGGUGAAGGAACGAUAAUUUUUAUGGGUAUCCACAUCCAACCCGCACCAACCCGCAGUGGUUAUUGGUUAACCACUACCCACUGCGGGACGGGUUGUGGGUAGCAUAAUUCUAUUUUUGUGGGUGUGGUUACCCGCAAAAUGUGGGGCGAGUAACCACACCCACCCCAAUUUCCACCCCUACUUCUUCGCAUGCAAUACAAUGAAAAAAUUGUAUACAAAAAUGGAAUAGCCUUGACUUAUAUAGAUAGUACGACAGAAAAAUGAUGCGAUAUGGUCCAUAUUGGAUCAUGCAUAUGGUUUAUGAUCCAGACCGAGAAACUGAAAUAUAGAUCAGAGAUCAUACCAAAUAUUACACGGUCCAUACUAGACUACGCCAGCACAGUCUAGUUCAUGCAUACCACAUUGAGUAAAAAAUGAACAACUCGUUUAGUCAAUCAAACAAAAAUGCGAACCAAUAAAAAGUAAAAACAUUAAUUUCAACACUUAUGCAUAAUUUUGAUACCAUAAAUCAAAGUAAAUAACAUUAUAACAAAAACAAAAUAUGAGAGCACCCCAAACUUGCACCAUAAUGUGAUAGGGGAAGUGGGAGACACAAUUCUCUCUACUCUGUGGCUGUGUCUUGUUUAUAAAUGGAGGAGGGGACGAGUCACGCAAAAUUAGAGUUGAGACUUGUGUCUCAUUGAGGAGUUGAGAGAAUGGUUUAGUGAAAGGCUAACAACAAUAGGGAAUGGGACUGAGUCCACGGUUUGGUCCGGUAAACUUUGUCCAAGAUGGAUAAAAUUAUAUUUUUUUGUCAUUAGAUCACUCUUCAAAAUAGGAAAUCGUUCAGAUACAAUGAAACGAACAUCAUUGAAACCCCUGGGAGGCGACAAGAACAGAGCAUGACGGGCCAUACAAUGAGUCACUCUGUUUCUAACCCUACCACUGAACAUCAACCGACAAGAACCCAAGUCUUCCGAUAGAGAUAAUUUCCUUGAGAAUAGAACCAAUCUUGUUGUCUACUGUAUCCCUUCCAAUGAAUUUGUCGAUGACGAUUUUGGUAUCUCCGGAAAUGGUAAUCUCCGUUAGCCCACGCCUACAACAUUCGACAAUGCAGUCCCGUUGUGCCAAAACUUCCAGAACGUAAGGAUCGGAGAUUGCAUCGUAACGCGUAGCUGAUGCUCCAAGAACAACUCUUGACUCAUCAAAGAGAACCACACUUGUAGUACUAUAUCCUGUAGAUGACGUCCCAGCGUCAAAAGUAACAGAAAACCCUUGUACCACAUUACUAGUCUGCACCGACGGGAAUCACGAUGCAGUUGCUUUGAUUGAAAAACAACCAUGCAUCUAUUCUAAACGAUUUCCUAUUUUGAAGAGUGAUGGAAUACCGAAUGAACCCUGCAAAAAAUUGUCACUCAGAAUCCCACCACAAUUCCUGCAAAUCAAGAAGCCACCAAAAUUUCUUCGCAACCAACCAGGAAAAGAACAAAUGUUCAAUCGUUUCUUCAUUACGACCACAAACUGGACAGAUGGGAUAAAAUUGUAAUCGGCAAAUUGCAAUAUGUGUGAUUCAUGGUAUUCAUUUCACAUUUCUCUAUCUUAUGCUGAUCUAUUCAGUCGAAGUUAAAACAGAAAGCCCAUACCAUCUUACGCAAGAAAAGCCCAUACCAAUAAGCCCAUACCAGACUCGUGCCUUUCAGGGGAAACUGGAAAGAAGACCCGACUCCGUCAGCCGUCAGUGGAAGUCCCUGCUAAGAAUUAAACUCGAGGUUGGAGGACACGUGUGGCGCCGUUACGCAUCCCGUCAUCCAAACUCACCGCCACAACCCCAGUCCGCUCACAUCCCUAAAUCGCCCGGCGGUGCCAGCAAUUCCUAGAGGACCACGUGUCUACUCGUCGUACUCCCACCGACGCGUGUCAAGUGCAGUUCUUGAAAUCCUCUAGCGUUAUAAACCGAAGAACGGAAGAAGACAAUCCAUUGCAAAUACGAACCGGCGUUUACAUCCAAAGCACAAAACAAAAAAUUAUCUUACGCCUUUUUACAUCGUUCUGUAAUUUUUUUUUUCCGGGAGAAGAGAGAUAUGGCGUCCGACCAGGAGAAGAUGGAGAGAGCGGAGGCUGCUGCGUGGCAGGCGGCCUACGAUUUGAGGGACGUCAACCGGCAGAGAGAAUACGAGGAGCGAGCUAAGUCGAUGGAAUCGAACAAGGUUCCCCCGGCAUUGGACAGAGGUGAGAAUCCAGGAUCCGGGGCACAGGACCGGCCGGGAUUGAUCGGGUCCAUGUUCCGUGCGGUGGCGGAUACUGUCGGCCACAGCAAGGACGCCGUGGUGGGCAAGGGCCAUGAAGCAGCUGAGAAGACGAAGGACGCCGCUGGGCAGAAGAUGGAGUCAGCUAAAGAGACGGCGAAGGGGAAGGCUGGGGAAGUGGCGGAGAUGGCUAAAGAUACGAAAGAAGCGGCCAAGGGGAAGGCAGCGGAGAGCAUGGAUAAGGUGGCUGAUCGGGCGAAGGAUGCUGAUUACGCUUCGGCGCCGGUGGUGACAUUGGACAGAGACGAUCACGAUCGUCCAGCAGUUGCCGGUGAUCGUCCGGGGGUGAUUAGCUCGAUGUUCCGUGCGGUUGCCGACACAGUCGGACACGCUAAGGAUGCUGCGGUAGGGAAGGGCCAGGAGGCGACGGAGAAAACUAACUCUGCUGCCGAAAUGGCAGGUGAGAAGGCCAAGGCCGGAGAAGUGAUCGAUACGGCUAGAGAUAAGAAGGAAGGUGUGAAGGAGAAAGCAGGGGAGUAUGUUGAUUUUGCUGCCAAUAAGGCAGGGGAGACUAAAGAUGCAGCCAAGGGGAAGGCAGAGGAGUACAGGAAUUAUGCCGCCGACAAGGCAGGGGAGACCAAAGAUGCAGCCAAAGGGAAGGCAGAGGAGGAGUACAAGAAGUACACCGCCGACAAGGCCAGGGAGGCCAAUGAUAAAGCGUGGGAGACGAAAGAGGCUGCAAAGGGGAAGGCGGAGGAGUACAAGAAUUAUGCGGCCGAGAAAGCCGGGCAGACCAAGGACUACACAGUUGAGAAAGCGAGGGAAGCCAAGGACUACACUGCCGCCGACAAGGCUAACGAGGCAGCGGAUAAGGCGAUUAAGACCAAGCAAGGGUCGGAGACUGCCGGAAGCAAGUUAGGGGAUGUGGCGAGGGCGGCUAUGGAUUUCUUGUCUGGCAAGAACGAGCAAGUUAAGGACAAGGCUGAAGAAACCGCACAAAUAACAAAGGAGAAAAUGAGGGAGGCCGAGGAGGAGACAAGGCGAAAAGUGGAGGAGCUGAAGCUUCAGGAUGAAGCUGAAAAGGCAGACUAUCAACACAGGAAGGAGGAGGCUGAGAGGGGAAGAGCGGCGAGGGACACUAUUUACGGUGCGGUUGGGAUUGGAACCAUCAGUGACUCGAUCAGGAGCAAGUUGACUCAGCCAGGGGACGUGGUGGAGGAGACUUUGGCCGCCAGGAAGCGCGGUGGGACCGGAAGAGCGGCCUUGGAGUGAGAAGGAGGUGACGGUGGAGGACACCCGGGCGGGAGUGGACUGGUGGCGUCGGAUAAAAUGACCGGUCAAACUUUCAACGACGUGGGACGAAUGGUAUGGAUGACGAGGGAGUCGUCCGCGUGCGUGGAGAGAAGUAGAGCCCGUUGGGCCAAGUAAAUAAUGGGCCUCUUUUGUGAUGUUCCAUGUUAACCGAACUUUUCUUCAGAUGGGCUUUCUUUGUAUUGAAAUUUUUUCCGUUUGUAAUGGUACGGGCCCGAGUAGUUGGGCCCGUGUGCAUGCAACAGGUAAUCUGUAUUCGGAGAUGGAUAUAUAUUUUUCGAGAUGGGCCCGCGUGCAGAAAGGAAAAUGGGAUGUCUGUUGAUAAAUUAUGGGAACCUCGAAUAAUAUAAUGGGCAAAUGACAAAAGAUUGGUCACUAGAAUUACUAAAGAGUUUUACAUUUGGUCACUAAAAAUAUUUAAUUUCAAUCGUGGUCACUAAAAUUACUUAAACAAUUUAAGUUUAGUCACUCUCCUUUAACUUCCGUUAGUCUCCGUGUUAAUUUUUUGAUGACGUGGCUAAUAAAAGUGUUAGUCAACCUAUUUUAAUCCAAAACAAUUUAUAUCUGACCCGCACAUCGGAUACCCAGUCUAACCUAACCCAACCAAUGACCCGAAUCCUUCGCCUCCGUCUGAGAAAAAAAUCCAGAUCCCCAAAACUCUCCUGCCUCCUCGCUAUUCUUGAUCUCUCUGGUUGGGAUUUUCUUCACCCUCUUGGCGACCAGAUUGACGGCGAUCACCCCCUUCUGGGAGUGGAAGCAAAGAGGAAGACGUUGCCUCUGACAGGGAGGAAGUAGAGGCUCUCCCCUGGGUAGAUCAAGGGUCGGAUCAGGUCGCCAAAAUGGCAAGGAAAAGCAUAGCAGUAUGCUUCAACUUCACCCAUAACUCGAAGCUCCAUUCGACCAUUCAACGAAGCAUCUCUAAUCAAAUCCGCCGCAUCCUCCUGAAUCAAGCUCCCGAUCGACAGCGACGGUGGCCUCAACUUUCCUCUCGCUGUGUGUUACGAGGGUUCAGGAACCCCUGCUAACCCGCCGCCGCCAUCAAUUGGGUUUGGGUGAAGUUUGAUUCCGAAUUCAAAAACACCUUUCUGUGCAAUUUGGAGAAAUAGCUUGUGUCGUGAAAGUUGACGGGCAAUUGAAUUACGAAGUAGUUGAUUGGGGCUGCAGAUCCGAGCUUGCAUGCGGGAGGCAGUAGAGGAGCUCUUGCGAAGUAGUUGAUUGGGGCCGCUGAUACCUGUACAAUCGUGUUCCGGAGAAGAAGUCGCUACCGCAACCGCCAUUGCCACUGCCGGGAUCCCAAACCCCCGCCCCACCCGACGUUGUUCUGAACCCACACCAGCACCGACGAAGCCACUAGAGCGCCUAUGUUUACGAACAGGUGGAACUAAUUGAAGAAAGAGCCCUUAUGGACCUAGGGUCAACUGUGGUGGGGAGCGCGAUUGAGAGGUUGGGUUGGGUUAGGUUGAAUUGGGGUAUCUUACGUGGCGGGUCGGGUUUUUAGUAUUUUGGGGUUAAAAUUUGGUGACUAGACACUUCUGUUAGCCACAUCAGCAAAAAACUAACGUCGUUAACAGAGACUAACGGAAGUUAACGAAGAGUGACCAAAUUUGGACUGUUUUAGUAAUCUUAGUGACCGUAAAUGGAAUUAAAUAUUUUUAGUGACCAAAUAUGAAACUUUUUAGUAAUCUCAGUGACCAAACUUGUCAUUUACCCAUAAUAUAAUUGACAAGGUUCUCUUCUCCCCUUGUGCUUCUUGUUUUGUAGUCGUCCUCUCUCUGGCCUCUGCCAACCAGGUGGGCCGUGGGCGUCGGCCCAUUUCGUCGUGUUGGGGGGCCGGCUUUGGCCAUUCAGAGCCUCAUUGGUUUGAAGGCCAUGUCUGUUUGUUAAUCAAUUGUCUUUAGUGGUUUCACAAACAUCUAAAUCGAUUUGAAGGUUCCACGUAUAUAUAUAUACUAGUGUGGGCCCCGACCAGAUGACCGGAGGAAUGUGAGGUAUGAAAUUGAAUAAUGUAAUGAGAUGUAUAGCUUAUUGUUGUAUAGUUUUUUUUUUUUGGAAAACACGUGAUAAAAAUAGUGAAUUUUAGUAGGAAAGAGACAUGAAUGAUGCAACGAAUCAAAAAUCGGCCUUAUGAACCAAAAUCAAGUACAUGUUACCUUGUGAAACAAUAUUGUUUCUGGUAAUAUGAUGAGGUGGAGUAAUUUUUAUGAAAACCGAAUUCCAGAAAAUCGAAUAAAAAAUCGCAUAUCCCGUCGGUUUUCGGGAAAUGAGCAUCUCACAAUCGUUGCUAGCUUUUACUCGGCCUGUUGGCCGAUUAAUUUGCUUUAUAAAACUUUCAUCUUGUCGUAAUUGGGCUUUCUGGUUUUUGUCAUGCCAUGAUAAAAUCUAAGGAAUCAAGAACGAACAACACGAUUUGGGAUAGGAACCGCCGUUGUCGUAUCCCUAGAAAAUGGUGGUAAACACGGACUCACCUGCCAAACUGGUUUGGAUUGAGAUUUUUAUCGGGUAUCAGGGAACCAUGUGAUUAUAAAUUAGACUUGAUCAAAACGGGCCAAAACUUGAAAUUCAGCAUGUUUGACCGACCCAUGCCAAAUUCUAAAUAUUCUUUACUUUUAAAAUUUCUAUUCGAAAAUAUAAAAAAAAGUGAAAGAAAAUAGAUGACUGCAAUUCGCCAUUUGCACAUCACUUAUUCGGGAAUAAAACCAUAGAAAUUCAAAAGGAACUGAAAAUAUUUGGGAUCGUUUUAAUGUUUAAAAUAACCAAAUUGAUCUUUCUGUUUAGUUUUUUACUAACAAAUAUCAAACGAUUCCCUAUAAAAUACACUAUAAUGUGAUCAUUAUGAUAUCAAAUAAUUAUAUAAUAUAUAUUUGAAAUGAUAAAAAUUGGACUAAUUGGGUUGGUCGAGGUUGAACCAUUGAAUAACUUUAAAAUACAUUAUAUUUUAGCCACUAAGAUAUAAAAUAAUAACAUAAUAUAUAUUAUGCCAGAGAAAAUAGCUUGUUUUAGAAUGUCAAACCAAUGAUGUUCAUUUGUUUUAUUUGAUGGCCAAAUACCGUGUAGGUCAGGCCCAUUCAACUCUUUUAAUUUAUGGUUAGCGGUUAGCCCAUUAGAUACCAUGCAUUAGUUCAUUGUUAAAUUUUUUAUUUUUAGCAAUAAAAAGAAGUAUUAUUUUUCCCUUUUCAUAUAUAUUUUAUCACCACAAAUAAAUAAAAGGGCUUAAAGAAAAAAAUCGACACUCCUGGACCCGUUCAAAUCCGCAUGUGUAUGGUAAGUUGGCCCGUUCCACAGAGGAAAGAGAAAAAAAUUGACACUCCCUAUUCUACCCUUCCUACAAACGCUCCUGGAGCAGGGAAUUUGAAAUGGGGGAACGGUUUUUUCCUCCCUGCUAUUAUAUGUUUUUAAUUUAAAAAGAUAUAACAAAUGUACUUAGUGUGAUUGGUUACGAUCCUUACUUUUCUUUAAAGUGGUCAUGGUUUGAAUCCCAUUAUAUGUCUUUUUAAUGAAUAAAAAAAGUAAUUGUGAAGACUAAAAUGUCCUUCCUACUUUCACUCUUGUUGCAGGAAAUUUGAAAUGGAGUUUCUGUUUUUCCCUUUGGCGUAUUAUAUUACUAGCUUAUAACCCGGCCCAUUGGCCGGAAUGUUCAUAUUUGAUUAUUUAUAUUUUUAUGUUACAUUUAAGCCAAUCAACCGGUUUAAUUUUAUUGACAAUCCUUCGAUCGAGAUGAUACAUAAAGAAAGAAUAUAUAGGUCUAACAUUCGGAGAAAUACUAUCAUCAUUUAAGAAUAUAAAAUAUAAAAUGUAUCAUUAAUUCCAUUUUCAUAAUGUUAAUUAAGCCCUCGUUAAAAUGUUAUUGGUUAGUUGGUUUUCAAGAAAGAGGGUAUAAAAGAUCAGUGAAAUUCCACACGACCCAUAAAUAGUUUGAAACUAAAUCUUAAAUCUCACAAUCCUACAUAAGGGUUUAAUGCGCUCCUUUUAUGAACAACAUGCCACUAAUAAAAAAGAAAUAGAGAGUUGUUGAUUUAAGUCAACUAUAUACUAACAACUAAGCUAAGAGGGGACCAUCAAAACUUGAGAGCAAACGACAAAAUUAGGGUUAUCUCCAACACACUAAUAGACUCAAUCAAAGUAAUAAGGCACAAAAUUAGACACUCCUUGUUUAUCAGUUCCAGUAGGUUGAAUAAAGAAUCGACCUACUUCAAUAAAUCAAUCAAUGAUUCCUCGUUUAAGAUAAAAAUAGGUUGUGAUAGAUGUAAAAACCAUAAACAUAAGAUCCAAUAGCCACCACUCUUCCUUGUACAGCCAAUUUUUAUUUAUUUAUCUCAAGAGACAUAUUUUCAACCAAAAAUUCAAUUUCUAAUCCUCCUUUUGCAACUCCAUUAUUUAUUAAACUCUUUUACUUUUCCAACUUAAAUCCGCAACAAUAAAACUGAUGUGCCAAGAGAUAUCGGAUGAUUGAUUUUCAAAGGCGGCCUUGUAUUGGGAAGUGAAAGGGGCGCAAACUAUUGUACGUUGGAGAGAAUUUCCGAGGAAGUUAGAAAGAGAUAAGAACAAAGAUAAAACCACAAAUUUAAAUUGAAAAAUGCAAGGACGCAACACGUAGUGACAAAAUUAGUUUUUUCCAUGUUAGCCAAUUGCCAAUUUACCUUUAGCAAAAAUUAAGGAGAGAGAAAGAAUUUUAAAAUUGAGAAAAUUACAUGAAACUCUACUAUGAAAAUUGAAGUAUCAAGCACCAUAAAAAUACAUACGGUAUACUUAGUGGGCUUGCUAAUCAUGAUGGAAAGUCCUGUGAUUUUCAGAGAGUUGAACUUCGUGUAUAUUUUGUAUUAAAAAAGGCACAACAAAUUUGUUCCGUAUAAAUGGUUGUGAUUGUUGUCUUUGUUUGAAGAGACCCGGGUUCAAAUCUUGAUGUUGAUAUUUUUUAUGUGAGAUAAAUAAUUAAUUGUAAAGACAAAAAUGUCCUUCCUACUUUCACUCUCGUUGCAUAAAUUUUGAAAUGAAAAAAAUACACAAAAGUGUACUAUAUAUUAUUGGGGGAUGUGUAGAUUAUAUUAUUAUGCCAGGCAGCGGUCUCGAUCAUCACACGGUGAUUUCCACCACUACUGAAAUUCAUAUAUUUGGUCCACACAAAUUAUUCGACGUCAAAACAGGGUUGUCAUAGCUAGGUAGGGUCGGUUAUUUAGGUGAGAAUUUAAGCCUCUGAUCAGGAAGUGAAGCAUUUGUAGAUAUGUAAUACUUAGGAGGCCAUGGAUGGAUUGUGCGUAACGUACAAAACCAAAUUGAAACAACCUUGGUGGCAUAUGCAUACGUUAGGCUAAAUGAUGGACCACUACUGUCUCGUCUCGUGAACAACUACGGUCACACACAUGUCCACAAGUUGAGGAUGAUCAAUGACCCCAGACCAUGCAUCGAAAUUUAGAAGAUUGAACUAUAUUCCUCGUAUAAGAGAACUCCGAGGUCAAUCGAUCCAUGACUAGAUUCUAAUUUUUUAUGAGCAUUUUUCUUGAUUCGAUAUCGAGUUAUAUAUAGUAAACAUCUUAACUUAUUAUUCGAUUGUCGUACUAUUCAAAUAUUUUUUGAUAUACUGAUGAUUCUUGUAUGACCGUCACUAUAAGGCUUUUGAGACCAGUUUGAUAUGUGCGAUUUGGUGAGUUAGGAUUAAGUUAAUAUAUCUGCAAGCGAGGGGGAACGGACCGAUCGAGUUUUGGAUGGCAGGAGGGGUGUACUCAACCCAAGAGCAAGAGGUACCCACCUACCUUACAUAGUUACAUUUGGGGUACUGGCCGGCCGCCAUACCUCAUUAGUAUUUGCCAAGUUUAUCACCAUAUGUGGGAAUCAAAUUGGUCACUAAAAUUGAUUCUUUAAGCUAAUGUCGUUACCUAUAUUAUACUAGCAUUUUGCCCGGCCAGUUGGCCGGAUGUGAGUAUUUCGUCAUUCAUACUACACAUCAUUGUCUUGAUUUUACUAUAAUCACGAUAAUUUAAAAAAUGAAAGUACAAUUUUUUCCCCAUUAUAAUCCCUAAUAUCAUAUCAAACACAUCUUACCUAUUCCUCUUCACUCUUCUCUAAGACUGCCGCCUUCUAUUCCCAUUCCAAAUGUUACCAAGGUUAGAAUGAGCCUAAGGUAAUGGAGACGAAGGAACGAAGUAGCAAGCUCUUUCAUACUUACCCAUAAAAAACAUUAAGAUGC
This is a messenger RNA of Linum trigynum, 11896 nucleotides long. The record is from the annotation of a GenBank genome assembly. NCBI's taxonomy places the organism in Eukaryota, Viridiplantae, Streptophyta, Magnoliopsida, Malpighiales, Linaceae.